Gossypium arboreum is the source of this 2505-nucleotide messenger RNA. RefSeq names its product protein TRANSPORT INHIBITOR RESPONSE 1-like. Gene Ontology annotation, cellular component: SCF ubiquitin ligase complex. The record is from RefSeq and is a predicted model, not a curated record. Bases 244 to 2007 code for a protein of 587 amino acids. NCBI's taxonomy places the organism in Eukaryota, Viridiplantae, Streptophyta, Magnoliopsida, Malvales, Malvaceae. Gene Ontology annotation, molecular function: protein binding. Gene Ontology annotation, biological process: SCF-dependent proteasomal ubiquitin-dependent protein catabolic process. The transcript has 3 exons.
AUUAAUCAUGGUUAAAAUCUAACCCUUCUUCCCAACACGAAAAUAAAAAUCCUCAUCCUCUCUUCUUCUUCCUCACUGUUCUCUCGUCAGCCUAAGCUUAAUCUCCUUUAAUGGUGUCUCAUUUCUGAAAACGAACUUAAAAUCUUAACGAAACUGUAGUAUCCGUCAAAAGGAGGAAAUUUGAGAGAAAAUUUUCAUCUUUUCUGUCAGAAGUUUUCUUUUUUUUUGGGGGGGGGGUAAUUAAUGCCGAAGAGAUUAGCGUAUUCGCUCCCAGAUGAGGUGCUGGAGCAUGUAUUCUCGUUCAUACAAUCGGAUAAAGAUCGGAACGUGGUAUCGGCAGUGAGUAAAUCGUGGUACGAGAUUGAGCGGUGGUGUCGGAGGAAGAUAUUCGUCGGGAACUGUUAUGCUGUGAGCCCUAAGAUGGUGGUCAGACGGUUCCCGCAAGUUAGAUCCAUUGAGUUGAAAGGGAAACCGCACUUCGCUGACUUCAAUUUGGUACCGGACGGCUGGGGCGGUUACGUUUUGCCGUGGAUUACGGAGAUGGCUGUCGCUUACCCUUGGCUCGAAGAGAUUCGGCUUAAACGGAUGGUCGUCACGGAUGAAAGCUUGGAGCUUAUUGCUAAGUCAUUUAAGGAUUUCAAAGUAUUGGUGCUUGCUUCUUGUGAAGGGUUUUCAACUGAUGGACUUGCUGCCAUUGCUGUUAGUUGCAAGAACCUGAGAGAGCUGGACUUGCGAGAAAGUGAAGUGGAUGAUUCGAGUGUGCAUUGGCUCAGCCAUUUUCCUGAGACAUACACAUCCAUGGUGUCUCUUAACAUUUCCUGUUUAGGAUCAGAUGAAGUUAGUUUUUCAGCUUUGGAGCGCCUGGUCAGUAGAUGUACGAACCUCAGGUCCCUUAAGCUCAACCGCGCUGUUCCCCUUGAUAAGACUGCGAACAUAUUACGACUUGCACCGCAGCUGGUUGAAUUCGGCACUUGCACCUAUUCGGCUGAGCUACGUUCAGAUGUCUUCUCAAACUUGGCUGGAGCUUUUUCUAAUUGCAUGGAACUAAGGAGUUUGUGUGGGUUUUGGGAUGUGGUUCCGGAUUACCUUCCAGCUAUUUACUCUGUCUGCUCUAGAUUAACGUCACUGAACUUGAGUUACGCAACCAUACAAAGCCUUGAUCUCAUCAAGCUUGUAAGCCACUGUCCGAGUUUGCAGCGCCUAUUGGUACUUGAUUAUAUUGAAGACAGUGGCCUUGAAGCACUUGCAUCUAAUUGCAAGGACCUGCAGGAAUUACGGGUUUUUCCAUCUGACCCGUUUGAUGCAGAACCAAAUGCAUCCUUGACGGAACAGGGCCUUGUUGCUGUUUCUUUGGGUUGUCCUAAGUUACAAUCAGUUUUGUACUUCUGCCGCAGAAUGUCUAAUGCAGCUCUAGUCACAAUUGCUCAGAACCGUCCAAACUUGACCCGGUUUCGUCUUUGUAUAAUUGAGCCAAAUACAACUGAUUACCUGACCGGAGAGCCAUUUGAUGUUGGUUUUGGAGCCAUUGUUGAGCAUUGCAAGGAUCUCAUACGGCUUUCCCUGUCCGGUCUCCUCACAGAUUGCGUGUUUGAAUAUAUUGGAAAAUAUGCAAAAAAGCUGGAAAUGCUAUCCGUGGCUUUUGCAGGAGAUAGUGAUUUGGGACUCCAUCACGUGCUUUCAGGGUGUGAAAGCCUACGGAAACUAGAAAUUAGGGACUGCCCCUUCGGAGACAAGGCUCUUUUGACCAAUGCUGCAAAGCUGGAGACAAUGCGAUCCCUUUGGAUGUCUUCCUGCUCCGUGAGUUUCGGAGCUUGUCAGCUGCUAAGUCAGAAGAUGCCGAGGCUGAAUGUUGAAGUUAUAGAUGAGAGGGGACCUCCUGAUUCAAGACCCGAAAACUGCACAGUUGAUAAGCUCUAUAUCUACCGAUCUGUGGCUGGGCCAAGGUUUGACAUGCCUCCUUUUGUUUGGACGAAGGAUGAAGAUUUGGCUUUGAGGCUUUCUCCAUAGAUCUCAUUUGAAGUAGUCAAACUAUGGCGGCUCAUUCGAUCUCAAGAACAGAUUAUCAGGUACAUGCUCCAUAUGUUUCUCAGUGUUGCCAGAUCAAUCUUAUGUAGAUUAAUAUAGUUGCAAAUCUGGUUGGAGUGGGAACAUAAUAUGGAGGAUAUACGAGGAUUGAGAAUACGCACUGUAGUAAAAAUGUAUGCUCAAGCAAUUCCAACAUAGAAUUAAAUCAGUAUAAAACAUAAUUAGAUGAGUAAGUGAAAAUAAUUGGAUAAAACUCAUUUAUGACAUACAUGUUGGAAUCAAAGAUCCGUGCAUCGCAAUUGUGCAUGGUUGGACUCGGAAUGAUGUUCAAAGACUUAGGACAUUAAAAGAUUCAAGGCUUUCGCCAUAAAUAUUCCCAUGCCUUAGAGGAUAUACAUGUAUUUGGCAUUUAGAUAUUGUUUAAUUUGAUUUUUUUUUUUUACAUUGAGGGUUAAUCUAAAAUAAAAUUAUUAUUUUGGA